This is a messenger RNA of Gastrolobium bilobum, 1717 nucleotides long. RefSeq names its product glyceraldehyde-3-phosphate dehydrogenase B, chloroplastic. Gene Ontology annotation, cellular component: chloroplast. Gene Ontology annotation, biological process: glucose metabolic process. The transcript has 9 exons. NCBI's taxonomy places the organism in Eukaryota, Viridiplantae, Streptophyta, Magnoliopsida, Fabales, Fabaceae. The record is from RefSeq and is a predicted model, not a curated record. Bases 114 to 1469 code for a protein of 451 amino acids. Gene Ontology annotation, molecular function: NAD binding; NADP binding; glyceraldehyde-3-phosphate dehydrogenase (NAD+) (phosphorylating) activity.
GCAAUCAACUAUAGAAAAAUCUGUUAAACAAUAAAACAAGAGGAGGAGGAAAGACAACUAUCAAUUGUGCACAUAAUACACAAAAGGAGUUGUUACACAGCUUUGUUGCAGCCAUGGCCACCCAUGCAGCUCUAGCUUCUACAAGGAUUCCCACAAACACGAGGCUUCCAUCCAAGACCUCUCACUCUUUCCCAACCCAAUGCUCCUCAAAGAGACUUGAGGUUACUGAAUUCUCUGGGCUAAAAUCCAGUUCAUGCGUGACCUAUGCCAAUAAUGCUAGAGAGUCUUCCUUUUUUGAUGUCGUAGCUGCUCAACUCACCACCAAGACCAUUGGAUCAACUCCAGUGAGGGGAGAAACAGUGGCCAAGUUGAAGGUAGCAAUCAAUGGUUUUGGACGCAUUGGUAGAAAUUUCCUCCGCUGCUGGCACGGCCGAAAAGACUCACCCCUUGAUGUCAUUGUUGUCAAUGACAGCGGUGGUGUCAAGAAUGCUUCGCACUUGCUGAAAUAUGAUUCCAUGCUGGGAACUUUUAAAGCAGAUGUCAAAAUACUAAAUGAUGAGACCAUAACCGUGGAUGGUAAGCCCAUCAAGGUUGUCUCAAACAGAGAUCCUCUUCAGCUUCCUUGGACUGAGUUAGGGAUUGACAUUGUUAUUGAGGGAACAGGAGUCUUUGUGGAUGGACCUGGCGCGGGCAAACACAUCCAAGCAGGUGCCAAAAAAGUUAUUAUCACUGCUCCUGCAAAGGGUGCGGAUAUUCCAACUUAUGUUGUUGGAGUAAAUGAACAGGACUACAAUCAUGAGGUGUCUAACAUUAUAAGCAACGCUUCUUGCACCACAAACUGUCUUGCUCCCUUUGUGAAGAUCUUGGAUGAAGAGUUUGGAAUUGUGAAGGGAACCAUGACAACUACACAUUCCUACACAGGAGACCAGAGGCUUUUGGAUGCUUCACAUCGGGACUUGAGAAGAGCCAGGGCUGCAGCACUGAACAUUGUCCCAACCAGCACUGGAGCAGCCAAGGCCGUGUCUCUAGUGCUGCCAAAUUUGAAGGGAAAGCUUAAUGGAAUUGCACUCCGUGUGCCUACACCGAAUGUUUCAGUUGUUGACCUUGUUGUGAAUGUUGAGAAGAAGGGUAUUACAGCUGAAGAUGUCAAUGGAGCAUUCAGAAAGGCAGCUGAAGGGCCACUGAAAGGUGUAUUGGAUGUGUGUGAUGUUCCACUUGUUUCUGUGGACUUCAAGUGCACUGAUGUUUCUUCUACUAUUGACUCCUCCCUCACUAUGGUCAUGGGAGAUGAUAUGGUCAAGGUGGUUGCUUGGUAUGACAAUGAAUGGGGUUACAGCCAGAGAGUGGUGGAUUUGGCACAUCUUGUAGCAAGCAAGUGGCCAGGCACACCUGCUGCGGGGAGCGGAGAUCCGUUGGAGGAUUUCUGCAAAACAAACCCAGCUGAUGAGGAAUGCAAAGUUUAUGAAUAGACGAAGAGAGCCUUUUCUGAUUUGAUUACCACUACUAUCAAGCCAUUUAUUUAGCCUUUUGUUAAGGUAUAUGAUAUGAGAAAGAUGAAGAAAAUGUUCAGACAGACCAUGGUGUUAUGAUGUCUGAGGGAUGAUCUUCCAAGUUUAAAUUUACCUGCAGCCAAUAAUGAGUUUUGGCGUAACACAAAUUCAUAAAUAUCGUGAUAUAAAUUGAUAUUGCAUUUCUGAUAUCUAUCUGAUUUACAAUU